AUGCUAGGCGCCCAGGAGAGAGCCCAAGUCGCGCAGGUUUGGGCCCUGACCGCGCGCCAAGAGGCGCGGUUCCGGGCGGAGCUGUGGCUCAGGUGUCUCUUCACAGUGCACCCCAGGACCAAGGCCUCCUUCCCGCACCUGGGCGCCUGUCUGCACGAGCUGCAGCUGGUUAGCCACGAGCCGCGCACGCUCGCGGCGGUGGGUGCGGCCGUGCAGCACACGGACAAUUUGCGCGCUGCUCUGAGCCCGCUGGCUAACUUAAGCGCACACGCUGCGCUGCGUGUGGACCCGGCCAACUUUGAGCUGCUAAUCCAGUGUUUCCAGGUGGUGCUGGCCUCCCACCCGGGAGAGUUCACAGUGGAGAUGCACGCCGAAUGGGACAAGUUCCUAAAUGGCGUGGCUGUGGUGCUGACCGAAAAAGAGGAGGGCGCUGAGGCCCCAGGGCCAAGCUUGGAGCUCUGCCUGCUGGGCACAUUUCUGCUCCUGACCCAAACUCAAAAGAAACCAACCAAGGUGCUGUCUGCUGCCCACAAGAACAACAUCAACAACAUCAAGGCCGCCUGGAAAGCGACUGGCGGCCAUGCUGGCGAGCGUGGCGCGGAGGCCCUGGAGAGGUGA
Propithecus coquereli (Coquerel's sifaka) is the source of this 618-nucleotide messenger RNA. RefSeq names its product hemoglobin, mu (gene HBM). NCBI's taxonomy places the organism in Eukaryota, Metazoa, Chordata, Mammalia, Primates, Indriidae. The record is from RefSeq and is a predicted model, not a curated record. Gene Ontology annotation, cellular component: hemoglobin complex; haptoglobin-hemoglobin complex; blood microparticle. Gene Ontology annotation, biological process: hydrogen peroxide catabolic process; oxygen transport. Gene Ontology annotation, molecular function: haptoglobin binding; oxygen binding; heme binding.